UGUUUAGGGAUUCCCAUAAGUGUCUUUCCUUGGGCAGUCUAUUGGUCUGUGGGCGCGCUGGUCUCCCAGUACCGAAUACACUCGGUUGAUUAUGGUACAAACAAAAGAAAACCCAAUAUUUUAGUUGUGAUUUGUUCACAAUGCAUAUAUAUUGGAUUUAAGACAACAGAUCAGUUAAACUAUACGAUGGCGAUACCCAAAUAAACCGUUGAAACAAGAAGAAUACAAACACUCAAGCUCCAAUUCUUCAUCAAUGGCAACGGGGGUCAUUGUGGAGCUCCAAAGAAACUCUCCCAACUGGGCCACGGUAGUGGAAGACAUAGUGAAGCUAGAGCGAAAGAUCUUUCCCAAACAUGAAUCUCUUGCUGGAAGCUUUGAUGAAGAACUGAGAAAGAAGAACAGUGGGUUGCUUUACAGGGAGGUAGAUGGUGAAGUUGCAGGCUAUGUCAUGUAUUCCUGGCCUUCUUCCCUGUACGCUUCUGUCACAAAGCUCGCAGUGAGGGAUGCUUGUAGGAAGCAAGGCUAUGGAGAGGCACUGCUGACAGCAGCCAUUCAGAAAUGCAGAACCAGAAAUGUGCAGCGCAUAACGCUUCACGUUGAUCCCUUGAGGACUCCUGCCGUGAAUCUUUACAAGAAACUCGGUUUCAAAAUCGAUAACCUCAUAGAAGGUUACUACUCUUCUGAUCGAAAUGCCUAUAGAAUGUACUUGGAUUUUGAUGCCAGCCAGUGAAAUAGAGGUCAUAAUUUCUCCCAAGAUAUGCAUUUUCUCAAUUUUUGCUUAAGCAAGCUGCUGGAACAAUAUUUACUUGUGGGGAAAUUUUAGAAACAAGUUUUUUGUCUUUUGGUUUUAGCAGGGCUGGCACUCUUGUCAGCAGUAUGUGGACAUUAUGGGAAUUUGAAGACGAACUAGUUAGCAAAUGUGUUUGUUUUGAUAAGAGAAUUUAGUUUGAUUUGUAAGCUAUCAUAUAAGGAGUUGGGCUAAACACUCUUAACUUCGCAAUUA
Molecule: messenger RNA, 1003 nt
Organism: Prunus avium (sweet cherry)
Lineage: Eukaryota; Viridiplantae; Streptophyta; Magnoliopsida; Rosales; Rosaceae
Product: Acyl-CoA N-acyltransferases (NAT) superfamily protein
Molecular function (GO): acyltransferase activity, transferring groups other than amino-acyl groups
Source: RefSeq, a predicted model, not a curated record